AUGACGAAUCGGAUAGAAGUGUAUGAUGCUCUGAGACACUUGAAGAUGUUGAAGAGGAGACGCGAAGAGGGUGGUAGCGUAAAUUGGAUAGUCGAGGAUGCCUCUAAGUUCAAAUUGGUCGAUGAGAAGACCGGCGAGAGAAAAUUGUUGAUCGAUGCACUUCGGAUUCGAGAGAUUCAGAAGGCGACGAAGCUAGGGGGAUGCAAUGUCGAGGUUAUAAAGAAGGAGAAGGAAGGAAUCGAAGUGAGGACAAGUGAAAGAUCGAUAAGGAAAUCCGAACUCGAGUUUGUUCUUCGCAGGCUCUUGCAUUUUCUACCGCCCGAGACGUUCCAGUGUGCGGUGAGAGCAAUCGACGAGAAAUUUUGGGCGGUAUUGGACGUUACGGGUUCUGGAAAUAUCGACUAUAAGAUGUUCUUUGCUAUUAUAUCACCUAUAUGCUAUGGUUCACCGGAGAAACGCAAGCGUGCAGCCUUUGAUGCUCUUUUAUGCCGAGCAUCAAACGACGGCGUUAAAGUUCAUGUUUAUUUGAGAUAUCUAAGGGUCGUCUAUCUUCCAUCUCUAGGUUUUACUGAGUUGAUUGGAAUCAACGGAGGCGGAGAAGAUGUGAAUAUUCCAUUUCGUGAGUUCAUCGAUUGGUUCGAUGACCCAGAUCAAGGUUUUGGGGUGAUGAGCUCCCUGGUUAAGUUGGAGGCCGGUGAUAGAGCUCGAAGGGGCAAAUAUUCUUGUGGAGUUUGUAAGUAUAGAGUUGGUGGAUUGAUGUUGAAAGAGAUCAGUUCACAUUUCUGUCUGUGUGCUAGUUGCUAUAGCGAGUGCAGGGUGCCGUUUGCUUUUCAGAAAGAAGAAUACAAGUUCAAAGAGUACAUUGUAGAGUAG
Asparagus officinalis (garden asparagus) is the source of this 873-nucleotide messenger RNA. RefSeq lists its product as uncharacterized. Gene Ontology annotation, cellular component: plasma membrane. The transcript has a single exon. The coding region runs from base 1 to 873 and encodes 290 amino acids. The record is from RefSeq and is a predicted model, not a curated record. Lineage: Eukaryota; Viridiplantae; Streptophyta; Magnoliopsida; Asparagales; Asparagaceae.